Messenger RNA from Ceratitis capitata (Mediterranean fruit fly), 699 nucleotides. It is a transcript of the gene RpS19a, whose product is annotated as 40S ribosomal protein S19a. The record is from RefSeq and is a predicted model, not a curated record. Bases 13 to 567 code for a protein of 184 amino acids. Gene Ontology annotation, molecular function: RNA binding; structural constituent of ribosome. NCBI's taxonomy places the organism in Eukaryota, Metazoa, Arthropoda, Insecta, Diptera, Tephritidae. Gene Ontology annotation, biological process: translation; ribosomal small subunit assembly. The transcript has 3 exons. Gene Ontology annotation, cellular component: cytosolic small ribosomal subunit; ribosome.
CACUAAUUGGAAAUGUCAAAAAUUCUACUGUCACUUUGUAAAAGCAGCUCACUUAACUCAAAAUGUUCUUUCUUCCGGCUAACUUUAUCACGCAAGAUGCCCGGCGUCACAGUAAAGGAUAUUGAUCAACAUGCAGUUGUAAAGGCUGUAGCUGUCUUCUUGAAGAAGACUGGCAAAUUGAAGGUGCCCGAUCAAAUGGACAUCAUCAAAACCGCUAAGUUCAAGGAAUUGGCACCAUCUGAUCCCGACUGGUUCUACAUUCGUUGUGCGUCUAUCUUGCGCCACUUGUACCACCGCAGUCCAGCUGGUGUUGGCUCCAUUACAAAGAUCUACGGUGGCCGUAAACGCAAUGGUGUUCAUCCAUCUCACUUCUGCCGUGCUGCUGAUGGUGCUGCACGCAAAGCUUUACAAUCGUUGGAGCAUGCCCGUCUUAUCGAAAAGCACCCUGAUGGUGGUCGCAGAUUGACACCUAUUGGUCAGCGUGAUUUGGAUCGUAUUGCCAAUCAAAUAGUGAGCAAACAACGUGAUGCGGCGAAACUUUCCGGACCUAUUGUCAUUUCCAAGUAAUUUUAUUUAAAAAAUACGCAAAAUGGAGGAUAGAGAAUGAAGUUAGUGGCUAUCGCAUACUUCUUGCGAUGCCACUUAAAAUUAUAAUAAACCUUUGUUUACGUGAAUAAAAACAGAAAAAAAAACAACGUA